AUGGCGAGCGAGUUCCAGUCCGCCAUGACCGUCCGGUCGCUCCGCAUCCUCAAGAAUCUCGAAUUCCUGGCAGACUCCUCUGUGAUUCAGCCCGCCCAGCUCAAUGCGAUCCUUGCCCAGCUACCCACCGAGACCGACGCUCGCGCGGCGGCCGCCCGCCAGACUCAGGUCGCUCCGUCUCCAUUAGCGGUUCAGCCUGUACCCACGCAGCCUUCUCCAGCCCCGUACGCGGCACCAGUGCCCCAGCCAUCUAGUCUACCCAUGCGCGAGAAGGCACCCGCGUAUGACCAGUAUCCGACUCCGCCUCCAUCGCAGGCGCCACCCGCAUACCCUCAGGCGCCAGCGUCCCUGGGAUUCGCAUCUGCCAUGUGGGCAUAUACCCCAACCGAUACAGGCGAUCUUGCGCUGGCGCAGAAUGAUCGCAUCAUGGUUUUGGAACACAUGAACGACGACUGGUGGCGUGGUCGCAACGAGCGUACAGGCAAGGAAGGUAUCUUCCCCAAGAGCUACGUCAAGCCGAUCGAUGAGAAGGCUGGUAUCUACUCACCACCACCGCCCACGAACUACGGCAACAUGCCGCUCGCUGUCGCCCAGAGCGGCUCGAAUGCCGAGCCCAGCAAUCCAGAACAGAAGAGCAAGUUUGAGGAAAACGGCAAGAAGUUUGGUAAGAAGUUGGGUAACGCCGCACGGGGUGCGUUAUGGAUCGAUUGUGAGGACUUUCGUGGCGCUCCAUUGAUCGCUCUUUUCGGCGAACGAUUGACCAAGCAGUUCCUGUCCGAGUCUAUCAAUCUGCUUGACAACCUCAUCUUUGCGUUGUCUCCUCUGGGUGUGAUCACAGCCGUGGUCUCCGUCAUCCGAGUAUGCGGCGGAUCCUCUCUUCGAGCCUUUAUCGGCAGAGCUCAAGAAGGUCCCGCCGAAGCCGAAGCUGAGCUCUUGCCGUGCGUUUCAGAGUCUACUGCAGAACUUUUCAAUGAAGGUGGUAUAUCACGGGUCUUUGGAAGGCCCAAGAUUGUGGAGAUCAUCAUGUGGGAGGACAAAGAUGCCCAGGAUGACGCGGACCGUAUAAAGAUCGGUACACUUCGCGAGGCACUGAAGGACGGUGCUUGGUCCGCGAAAGACUCAAAGCUCUCGCGUGAGGAUCUGGACGAGCUUUCCCAUCUGCCUGAAUUGGAUAUUCCGAACUUGUCGUUGAACAAGGGUAUCAGAAGUCGUGGGAAGUUCUGGUUCUACAGUGUCGCGGUGCUCGGAGUCAUGUUGCAGGUUGGCUCUAUAUGUUAUGCCGCAAUCACCGUGUUUCUCUUUCCUUUGUCUUUCGAAAAAAGUGGGAGCCCCGUCUCCAGCUACGCGUUCCCCCUCUAUAUGAUUGGAUCUGUGCUGCUUUUCAUGGGAAUGUUGGCCUCUGCGAUCAUCAUCCAACGCUCAUCAGAGCAAAUCUAUUUCAAGUCGAACAAACCCAGCAAGAUAUUCUGGCUUCAGCCGGGCAAACAGAACGUUGGUGAUCAGGUGUUCAACGAGUUCAUGGCGGUCAAGGAAGGACCGAAAGGGACUAUGGCCAAGAAAAUGGAAUACAUCAAAUCCGUUCGCGUCCGAGAAUCCGACACGCGACACCUGGAGACCUAUAUCACGGUUCUUUCGACCAUGUUGGGCUUUGUCUUCCAGUUUGUUGGGUUGAGAGGGCUGCAUGCGUCAGUCAUUCUGGCACAGAUGGGCUCAAUAUUCGUCAUGUCUCUUCUUCGAAGUUGUCUCCGAACAGAGCGCGUGCCACUCAACGAGAACAAAAUCCGUGAUGAUCGAGAAUGUAUCUCAUACAAACACCAGGAGCUUGAUUGCUUCGCCUUUCGCCUACACGGCUUCGAGUCUCUUGAGAUUUCGACCGCGGGUUCCUUCACGCCGUCGUCUGUAGAUGAGCGCGGUAUAGCUUCUUUGCAGCAGAUCAUUCGAUCCAGAACUCGUCUCGCCCAGGUGACUUCAUUGCAGAACCACGGCCUCGUUGUUGGCUGGGAUAAGAUGCCGAUUCGAGAUGCUGCUCAGAGCCUUGCCAAAGCGAUUGAAUCCACCAUGGACCUGUUUUCCGCCUGGGGCUUCAAGUUCGACAAACCCUGGGAGUUCAGUAUACCAUUAAAGUACCAACGGUCAUCAAUCCCUAGUCUCUCUCAGAACUUUGGGUUCCACCACUUCGAGCUGGCUCGCUAUGGCGAUGCACAACGAUGGAGUAUAAAUGUCGAUGAAUUGGAGGCAGUUCUCGGACUCUCCGUUUGGUCCUUGUACAAGUCCGAGGACGAGGACUUACAACAUCCUCUUUAUCGCUUGCUUGGACUUACCGCGGACCAAGCGAGUCAAAAGGAAACAUUUCGCUUGUUUCACAAGUGGAUUUUUCGACAAACAGAAGCCCGACUGGUCUCCGCUAAGGCGGUAGAUUCAACACGGCGGUUGUUUGGCUGGCACAAUUUGGCCUCGGAUGCCUUGGGGGAGGACAUACUCGUAGUCCAGACCAAGAGCGAUGUCGAGAAGAUGGUUGCCCAAGACAUCUUUAUACACUUCCUCCUGUCGGCACUCACUAAGGUCGACAAGCUGGGCGGAGAAACGAGUCUUACCGAAUAUGACGGAUCAUAUGGUUCUGUGACGGUCCAGAACACUCGGGUUGAUGACAUGGUACGUUGCUUCGAGGGCCACAAGCUAGGCUCACGGGAAGAUGCACUCCUCUGCGUGGUCCUUGUUCUUGAGAAGCGAGCGCUUCUUCCAGAAUUUGCCGCGGAUUCGCUCAACGUCAGAGGGCAGGUUGAAAAAUUCAUCGGACGCAAUGACUGGGAGAGUGCCUUUGAUCGAAUUCGAUGGCUAUGCCAAAGAAGUGAUGGACUUGACUUGGAGAUGUCUGCGUACGAAUUAGGCAACCUUUGCCGUCGAGCGCUUCUUGACCAGUCCAAGUCGGCUCAAGAGAAAGGCCUGCAGAAUAUAUGUCGGAUUCUUGACUCGAACACCGAGACCGAUUUCUUGAAUGCGCGAAAAUUGACUCCUCCAACGAGAUGGGCAGUUUCUCCAGCCUCAAGAGCUUGGUGGACCAAACUCGGGCGCCAAAUUGGAUGGGUCGCCUGGCAGGUGUCAAUUCAUACCAAAGGCAUGCAAUGGAUACAGCCAGCUUUGCAGAGCAGGCGAACAGCUGACGACUUGAUGUUGGCCUUUGAAUCGGUCAUGAACACGACACCAACGUCGCACGCUCCUGAUACAAUCUUUCGAGACUGGUUGAUAAUGGACCCUGACGAGUUCAUACACCAGCAUUCCAGUGAUGAAGAUGUCUUGGCCUUCAAAUACGCUGUCAUGAAAGGUUACUACGGCGUGAUCUUCUCGACUCUGUUGAGAUUGAUGGAGCUCGACUUAGCUUACCCUGGCUUUAUUCGACAUGCAUUCAUAGUUGCCGCACGAAGCCAGUGCGACUGGGCUAUUCAAGUGCUCCUUCGACGAGGUGCCGACAUCAACGCGCUGAACGACCGAAAGAUCUCAGCGUUAACAGAGUCCAUCAUUCUUGAAGACUUGGAUGCGAUUCGGAUGCUUUUGAACCACGGAGCUGAUUGUAAUGGUGACCGGACUCCCGAUGUUCGACCACUACUUCUCGCCGCACAGCAAGGUUCAAUAAAGGUGGUUCAGCUGUUAGUCUUCGACUACAAGGCCAAUCUUGAAAGUGAGGACAGUGUAGGAAUGACGGCGCUGCAUCGGGCGACCCAAAAAAAUCAUGUUGACACAGUCCGAAUCCUACUGUCGGAGGGGGCUGAAAUAAAUCAUAUGACCCACGAUGGCAUCACGCCUCUCCUUUCAGCUGUGAUGAAUAAUCAGCUUCACAUGGCGGAAGUGCUUCUCCAGAGCGGUGCGAAUAUAAACGCUCGCGGGGGAGGCUUUGGUCAGACAGCGCUCGCUAUCGCGGUGACAUAUAGGGAUCGUGACACUUUUGAUCUUUUAAUGUCCAAGGGGGCUGACCCUUGGAUGCGUGAUGACUUUGGACGUACGGCGCUGGAUCUAGCGAGAGAUUCUGGCCGCGAUGAUAUUGUGGCCACUUUAUGCAAUCUCUCUAGUCCCACGCAAAGUAUAUAUUCAGCCGUGGAUGGUUCACCUCGACGUCUAUGA
This is a messenger RNA of Penicillium diatomitis, 4116 nucleotides long. RefSeq lists its product as uncharacterized. The transcript is spliced from 7 exons. Gene Ontology annotation, biological process: positive regulation of transcription by RNA polymerase II. Gene Ontology annotation, molecular function: protein binding; transcription cis-regulatory region binding. Gene Ontology annotation, cellular component: nucleus. Lineage: Eukaryota; Fungi; Ascomycota; Eurotiomycetes; Eurotiales; Aspergillaceae. The coding region runs from base 1 to 4116 and encodes 1371 amino acids. The record is from RefSeq and is a predicted model, not a curated record.